AUGGCUGCGUGGAGGUGUGUGCGGUCACUGCUGCUGCUCCUGGUGGUGGGCCCCGCCAGCGCGCUGUGGGGCGGGGAGGGCAGUAACCCACACUUACAGAGCAUCUUCCUGGGCCGUUGCCAUGACUACCUCAAACUGCUUAGCCCAGAGGAGCAGCGAGACAAGAACUGCACAGCCAUCUGGGAAGCCUUCAGUGUGGUGCUGGACAAGGAUCCCUGUUCGGUGCUUCCCUCUGACUAUGACCUUUUUAUUAACCUCUCGAGGCACACCAUUCCCAGAGACAAGUCCCUGUUCUGGGAAAAUAACCACCUUCUUGUGACCAGCUAUUCAGAGAAUGCCCGCCGCUUCAUGCCUCUGUGUGAUGUUCUGUAUGGCCGGGUAGGAGAUUUCAUGAGCUGGUGUCGGCAGAAAAACGCCUCUGGACUCGACUACCAGUCCUGCCCUACAUCAGCAGAUUGUGAAAAUAAUCCUGUGGAUUCUUAUUGGAAAAGGGCAUCUAUCCAGUAUUCCAAGGAUAGUUCGGGGGUGAUUUACGUCAUGCUUAAUGGUUCAGAUCCAAAUGGAGCCUAUCCUAUCAAGGG
Molecule: messenger RNA, 581 nt
Organism: Chrysochloris asiatica (Cape golden mole)
Lineage: Eukaryota; Metazoa; Chordata; Mammalia; Afrosoricida; Chrysochloridae
Gene: BST1
Product: bone marrow stromal cell antigen 1
Exons: 5
Biological process (GO): positive regulation of B cell proliferation
Cellular component (GO): plasma membrane
Molecular function (GO): phosphorus-oxygen lyase activity; NAD+ nucleosidase activity
Source: RefSeq, a predicted model, not a curated record